Sclerotinia sclerotiorum 1980 UF-70 is the source of this 207-nucleotide messenger RNA. RefSeq lists its product with no specific name. The transcript has 2 exons. The record is from RefSeq and is a predicted model, not a curated record. NCBI's taxonomy places the organism in Eukaryota, Fungi, Ascomycota, Leotiomycetes, Helotiales, Sclerotiniaceae. Bases 1 to 207 code for a protein of 68 amino acids.
AUGUACCCGGAAGACUAUGAAGUAGUGACGGAUGUAGCGAGGGAUGUAGUGAGUGAGGGAUGGACUGAGGAUGGGACUGAGGGAUGCACUGAGGGAUGUAGUGAAGGGAUGGAUGAAGGGAUGAAUCCAUGGAUGAGCAUUUCAAAAAAGGAGGGAGUUGUUUCCCUUUUACACAUACGUGUCCAACCCCCUUGUUAUUGGUAUUGA